Molecule: messenger RNA, 2010 nt
Organism: Trichoderma gamsii
Lineage: Eukaryota; Fungi; Ascomycota; Sordariomycetes; Hypocreales; Hypocreaceae
Exons: 1
Coding region: 1-2010 (669 amino acids)
Source: RefSeq, a predicted model, not a curated record
AUGGAGCCAACCAAUCUCCCAGCGGCGGAUUAUUCGCCUCUUACUCAAGUUUUCAAUCUCGAAAGGCGCGGCUCAAGGGAAGACGGCUGCAGAUUGCUGCCUCAUUCACUUUCUAGGGAAAAAGCCGGGAUCGAGCCCGUUUCGCGUGAAACUCUCGGCCCCCUAGCAAAACGAGCAAGCAGCUGUACUCGCACAGAUCCCCCUUUCGACACGGCACAGAAGCCUUCUGGAGACACCUUCCAUUGUAUAAACCUGCUGAUACUAUUAUUAACGCUUGUCAUACCUCUGAUUGGCUUGAUUGCCUGGUUUGUGAUUACAGCACCGAAAGUUAAGCUUUUUGGGUCAUUUGCUGGCAUAGUGAUUGGCGGCCGCUUUUCUCAAAGUAUCGCAAAGGGCAUCGAUAUUGUCUACAGUGGACUUCUGGCUCCAGCCCUGAUGACUGCCUUGAACUUUGUUUGGUUUAGCUCUGCGCGUCUGGCCAUCCGCGCGUCUCGAGGCAAGCCGCAAGAGCAGCAACGAAGAAUACCCCUGGCGACCUGGGUGACAGCCAGUGGUAUGUCUACAGGGAGCUACAAUGUGAAGGAUUUUCUUUCCCUACGGCGAGGGCGGAUGUGGCGACUGUAUUGUCUAAUACUGCUUGCUUUGUCAUCUGCGUUCUCCUGGACAACUUUAUCUAAUAUCAUCGCUUAUGAGGCUUACACGGAGAUUAUUCUAUCUAACGUCAAGUAUAAGCUGAGAACUCUUAACGACAUGGAGAUUGAUUCUAAAACACGCACCUCUGAUGAUCUUUUAAUACCCCGGCCGGAAGUCCUUGGACCUCAGGCCAGUUUCAAAUUGAACUUACAACAACAAGCCAGUAUCUCUGAGCGGCUUACGAGUCUCUUGAAUCAGAUGGCGACAUCCAAUUCAUCAACUCUUGAUUCUGAAGGAGGUUAUGUUGUCGUCAACGCGACAGACAGCUCGUUAGUCGACUUAGACCCGUCAGUGGUGGCGCUCUAUGAUAUACCUGCAUUUCGCUUGAGUGCGAUCUGUGAACCCGCAUUGCUUCUUCCUGGUUCUUUGUACCCUACGCAAAUGGGUGAAGAUGCUGUUCAAAUGCUCGGAACGCUCUCUUCAUUAAAUAAUACUGCUCAGAUGUCCUACUGGUACCCCGGUGUUGCAGAGGAUAUCAAAUCGAAAUACACUACGGAACUGGCAAUUGUUCUCUUCUCGCCCAAUUAUCAACAGGCAGUUCUAGGCUAUAUGCACACAAACACCUGGAAUUACAGUGUUUUAACGCAGUACGGUGAGAUUGAGCCAGUAGUAUUGAACCUCACCUCGGUUUACGGCACUGUGACCACAUACUCUCUGCAUUGCUCUCUCCUUCGCCAAGAGGGACUUGUCAACUAUACACGCUCGGCUGGCCAAACAUGGGAGUUGUCUGGGUCACAAUUCCAGCUUUCUAAGAGUCCACAACGAUCUUUUAUCGGCGACUGGCAGGUCGUGCUAAACUAUCACGCCAUGGCGGAAGCAGGCACGAUCCCUGGUAUCGCGCCUGCGAUUAGAGGUGGUCUAGCCUGUGAAAUUGAGAUUGCUGCCUGGGAACUUGCGGCAUGUCCAUCAAUCAACUUUUCGACAUUUGCCGCCAACUUUGUGCUCGCAUCAGGUCGUUCUCAGAGCAUUCUGUUCAAUGUCGCUGCAAUGAACUCUUCCCGCGACCGGCCGGAAUACUUUUACAAUGUGACGGGAGCAGUAACGCAGCAGUUUUACCACAUCACCUAUGUUCCGGCGCUGCUCCUUGCCAGCUUGCUUGGUCUAACCAUUGCAGCGUCUACAGCGGUUGGUAUGAUGGUGUAUGCGAGAUGGAUUCAAAGAGAUGGCAUAAAAACAUUACAUGAAGCUACCCCAUUGCGGCUUGUAGUUGAUAGCGGGGCGGGAACAUUGCAAGAUACGGCCAGCAUGGCUAGGUUGGCUAACUUGUCCGAUAGCCAACUUCAAAAAGCAGCCAAGGAGGUCUACAUCAUGUGUUAG